Messenger RNA from Micromonas pusilla CCMP1545, 1146 nucleotides. RefSeq names its product RNA polymerase II transcription factor B subunit 4 (gene TFB4). The record is from RefSeq and is a predicted model, not a curated record. Gene Ontology annotation, cellular component: transcription factor TFIIH holo complex; transcription factor TFIIH core complex. The transcript has a single exon. The coding region runs from base 214 to 1104 and encodes 296 amino acids. Lineage: Eukaryota; Viridiplantae; Chlorophyta; Mamiellophyceae; Mamiellales; Mamiellaceae. Gene Ontology annotation, biological process: regulation of DNA-templated transcription; nucleotide-excision repair.
UGAUAUUAGCCCGGUUAUUUUGACGAAUCGACCAGUUUGUCUACAGUCCGUGGUUCUCACAGACCUGCACACGUUUUUAAUUUGACCUUUGCCGCUUCCUGAGUUUCAAUCGGACGCUUGUUCGCGUCGUCCCGGGUCCCUGGUUCAUACGUGCACAUGUGCUUAUUGUCACUUCAGGGCGUGCCACCUCUCAGAAGGGCAAGUUUUCUUUAGAUGUCCAGAUCACGUUGCCAUGUUCCGCCCAAACCUCUACCGCUGUCGUUUUCUCGUGGUAGUCUUCCCUCUGACGGGUCAUCAGUCCUCGUUAUCCUCUUUGAAACGAAUCCGCUGCUAUGGAGCGGCCUUGGCGGGAGGUUGGACGGCAAGGAAAGCUUCGAUGAAACGCUGAGACAGCUUCUGGUUUACAUGAUUGGAUUUCUCUCGCUUCACGAACAGAACAGGGUUGUUAUCAUCGCCUUGCAUUCCAACGUCGAACAUUGCAUGUACGCGAUACCUACACUAGCGAGUGGUGAGAAUGACCUUACGAAUACAGGUAGUAAGAGUGAUUUGUGUGCCCAGGUUAUCUCAAAUUUGGCAACUUUGGCAAUGCGAAUGCGAAGUGACUUCGACUUAAGUACGAAGUCAAAUAUGCCACUGACGACGGUAAUCUCGAUGGCUUUAUGCUGUGUUAACCGGGCACGGGUCUACAAACCUCACUGCUCUCCUCGCAUAUUAUGCAUACUUGGGUCUCAGGAUUCUUCGGGCCAGUACUUCUCAGGAAUGAACGCUAUCUUUUCAGCAAAAAAUUCUGGUGUUCGGAUUGACGCGUGCUUGCUUGGAUAUACAGACUCAUUUUUUCUUCAGCAGGCCGCGCAAAUAACUGGUGGUUCAUAUUGCAUGCUUCAGCAGGGUGAGAAAGCGUUAUACUACUUGCUCAGUGAUUUACCUGGAAGUGAAUCCAUUCGGGCGAAGCUACAGUCGCCGAGGAAGUUUUGUUCGGAAUACCAGGCAACUUGCUUUUGUCACGAGGUAAACCUUCAAGUUGGAUUUGUGUGUUCAGUCUGCCUCACCAUAUUUUGCGAAAGAUGCCGAAAAUGUUUAGCAUGUUUCGCAGAUUACACUUAGCUGUAUAGUAGAAACAUUGUUAUAGCAUUUUGAAUGCAGCUU